AGGAGAGAAGGCAGACGUGCUCUUUUUUUUUUUUUCUUUUCCUCCCUUGCCAAGCAGGAAAGAGAGAUAUUGAGAGGGACUGCAGUGCGAAAUCUGCAGCACAGUGAGAGCGGAAGCUGCUUAUGAAUGAGUGUCAGUCUUUCGGCUUUGCUAGAUGCUCCUGAGGACAUUUUAUAUGAAUGUGUGCUUUCAGCUACCGGGGAGACAAUGAUGAGCUGCAUUGCUGCUGGUUUUAAGGAGAUUCUUGAGCUCUUUAGGUUAUCCUUUUGGUUUCUUCAAUGACUUAUCUGCCUGAGAAACAUGUUGUUCCCCGUGUGUGUGUAUGUGUUUACGUGCAUCAUUCAUGUAUUUCAGCCAGGACUAGUUGCUGGGCAUUCUUGUAAAUCUGUUUCUGCUCUUUAGACGUUAGACAAAUUUAUUUUUUCUCGCGUUCUGUUGUAGAUUUCUUAAAGAACAUUUGGGUACAACUUGUCUCCAAAUGAUUUAUUCUUAAAAAAAAACAGAGAAAUUGCUUUAUAAUUUAAAAAAAAGAAGAUAUACCUGAUUAUAAAUAUUUCCUUAAACGGGAAGUGCAGUAAGAGAUAGAUUUUGGAAAACACAAAUCUGUGAUCCAGGAGUAUCGUGCUACUAUGAUUAAAUAACAUGAGCUUUAUUUUAAGACGUGUAUUCGGUCAUCCCAGCAUCGUGUUGCGUUGUUACUGCAUAUGGCGACAUAGUUAAUUCUUAUGACGAUACAUUUAGAGAUGAUAUUCUUAAAAGAAAUUGAUGUUUUCUUUUUUUUCAGGGAGGUUUCAGCAGCUUGUCUGAUUGUGUGGUUGUCAUUUUAAAUGGUUUUCACUAGUGAUUGUUUUUCAUGUAUUGUCACCUCUGUGAUUAGUCUCUGAUGUGACAUCCUUAUGCCAUAAUUCUUAACAGAUCACCAAUUUUGCAGCAUAAAAUACAAAAAAGAAGAAAAAAAAAACGGGUUAGGGUUCAAGCACAUUGUGAGGUCGUGUAGAAAAGCAAACAAACGGUAAACGGAUAUGAAAAAUAAAUAAGAGACACAGGAAUUUAAGGAUUGAUUGGCUCUAGUGUUCUGUAAGUGGGAGUUUUUUUUCCUCUCUCUCCAACAGGAAGUGAUUUGCAGUGUUCAGCAAGCCUUUUGUUGAGAAGGUUUUCUCAGUGAGUCAUGCUUCAGCUCUGAGCCGUCAGCCAGGCAGCAGUCAGCAGAGAGUAUUCGCUCUCCCUUCUCAUUGUCUGUGAUCAUCACCAGCGUAAAUAAUUUUCUGUUGUUUUACUUUUUGGAUUUUGAUGCUUGAAAUCAGAGGCGGCGGCAACAUCAUCAUCGCCGCUGGAGAAGCUGCACCACAACACUGGCAGCCUUUUAUCCGCUGCUUCAAUGUUGGAUUUCCAAUGAUUUGUGUCUGCAUAUUUUUCUGUGACUGAUCGGACUGCAGCGUUGGAUUUUAACUGAGUGCAGAUUGGACUUUGGUGACAGCAGCAGCACCAGCUCAACACAACCACCACUCAAUAGAGAAAAUUGCAGUCAGGUGGCCCAGUGAUUGCUGAGAGGCGUUUACUGCCUGUGCUGUACCGCCGCUGCUAUGUUACUGGAGAGGGUAAUCAGCACAGCUCAGCCACGUCUGCCAGCGCGCUUCUGAACGAGGCAGGCUGCGCGUGUUGGUUGGUGGAGAGAGGGGGAAAGAGCAAGAGAGACAAGGGUAUGCUUCACCGUACCAAGUACAACCGCUUUAGGAAUGAGUCAGUGACAUCCGUAGAUGAGCUUCUCCACGGCCUGUCCAUGAACCCCAAGGUCUCGGCCGCCCCCCAGUCUGCAGACGAGACAGCUUACGCACCCCCGACCGAGGUUCAGCCCUCCACCGCCGUUCCCUCCAGAAUCCCUGCCACCCAUGGCUCUGACCACCUGGAAGAUGGAGGCACCACCCUCUGCACGCUCAUCAACAAGGUGUCCAGCCUGAAAUUCAGCAACUCGGGAAGCCUGCUGGGAAUCAAGGGUCUGCCCUCGGCCGUCAAAGACCUGGCUGUGUCCAAGCUGCAGGGGGGGGGGGGAUCAGCCUCAGCCAGCUCCAGCGGCACGAGCCCCAGCGUGGCGACAACAGCAGCAGCAGCAGCAGCAGCAGCCUCCGGUGUGAGAGGCUCUCUGUGCAGCUUGGUCUCCCAUUCAACCCCCUGCUCGCAGCUAGAACCGGCUGUCAGCAUGAGCAAAAAGUGCAGGCUGGACGAACUCCUGCCAAGUGGGGAGGACUGGAAUCCAGGUGGAGGUGGUGGACUGGUGAGCAAGCCUUCCAGGGGAUGGCUACACUCAAACGACAAGAUUUCUGGUCCAGGAAUCACGUACGACGUGAAGUAUCUGGGCUGCCUGGAAGUUCUGCAGUCGAUGAGAUCCCUGGAUUUCACGACAAGGUCACAAAUAACAAGGGAAGCCAUCAGCCUGGUGUGUGAAGCUGUUCCUGGGACCAAAGGAGCCCUGCGGAAGAGAAAGCCGCCAUCCAAAGCUCUGUCCAACAUUUUGGGGAAGAGCAAUCUCCAGUUUUCCGGUAUGUCCAUCAACUUAAAUAUCUCCACAAGUAGCCUCAACCUGAUGACCCCAGACUGCAAACAGAUCAUAGCCAACCAUCACAUGCAGUCCAUCUCUUUUGCAUCAGGUGGAGACCCUGACACAACUGACUAUGUUGCCUAUGUAGCAAAGGACCCUGUUAACAGAAGAGCGUGUCAUAUCCUUGAGUGCUCUGACGGACUGGCCCAGGACGUCAUCAGUACCAUCGGCCAGGCUUUUGACCUUCGUUUCCAGCAGUACCUUAAGUGUCCCUCAACCAAGCUGUCCUCUACACAUGACAGGGUAUUAAACAUGGAGGAGUUGUCGUGGACGGAGGAAGAAGACGAGUCAGCUGAACAUCCGUACUACAACAACAUCCCUGGCAAAAUGCCCCCCCCUGGAGGCUUUAUCGACUCCCGACUGACCAAUCACAAUGCAACAGCAGAUGGAUGCCAGUUGGGUUCGAGUUCAGUGGAUCAGAUGUAUUACCAGGAGCGACAUUGUGAAAACUGGGCAGAUGAAUCAAGGCCUGUCUUUCUGCAGCAGGGAUCAUUUGAAAAAAGCAGCCACCCCGAGAGUAAAAGUCAGCCACCAAAGACAGGAGACAUGUCUAUGUAUGUGAACACCCAGCAGAUUGACGCCCAGGUGCUGGCGGCGCUUCAGGCAGAAUCAGAACAUGUGACGAAGGGCAUGGCAGCUGCAGCCAAAGAGAGCCCACAGAAGGACCUGUUUGACAUGAAGCCCUUUGAGGAUGCCAUCCAGUCCCAGUCCCAACCUCCAUCCCAGGGACAAUUCCAGACCCAGGUGUCAAAUCUCCAAAAGGCAGCGUCCAUGGACAACUCAAGUCCUCUGCUCGUGCGAUCAUUGGCCUUCCGCGCACAGGAGGAAUUGGAGGGCCAGUCAUGGUACCAUGGCGAAAUGAGCCGCAGAGAUGCUGAAAAACUACUGAAAAACGAUGGGGACUUUCUAGUUCGUAAGAGCACCACCAAUCCAGGGUCUUACGUCCUGACAGGCGUGCACAAUGGACUUGCCAAACACCUACUGCUGGUGGAUCCUGAGGGCACGGUACGGACAAAAGAUCAUAUAUUUGACAGCAUUAGCCAUCUUAUUGGCCAUCACCGUGACAACAAUCUGCCAAUCGUGUCAGCGGGGAGUGAACUGUGUCUCCUCCAGCCCGUGGAAAGGAAACAAUAACGCUUCCAGAACCCGGUGGGAAACGGGAAGCUUUGGGCCGUCUCCCAUCCCGGAGCUGGAAGAUGAAAUGCCAGGAGAUACCCAGAAGUUCGAAGUGCUCGACGCCGACCCGCUUUAGUGGAAUCACUGGAUGACGCAAGAUUUGUUUGACGUUGAAAAAAGAAUUUGUACAACUGUUAUUUUGUUGUGAUGACUGAAAUGCUAUAUUUUUGAGAAGAAAUAGGUGCAUUUGGACAUAAUCUUGAUUUGGUGUUUUAAAAGAUAAAAAAAACAGUUGUAGUUUAGAUGAAAAGCAAAUUAAACCUCAAAGAGGCGAUAACGAGAAUAUUUUAGAAUAAAAAUCUAAAAUUUUAGUUUUGUCUGUCAAGCACAACCGUAUUUGUACUGGAACUGUUGGUAAAAAAAAGAGGUUUGGAAAACAGGAAGGCGGUUUUUAAUAAAUUACAUUUUGAAAAAUGUCCUUUAAACUAAUCAUUAGUGUGACGGUUUACUCUGCCGCCGCACGAAACCUGCUUUUAUUGGAGAUUAGAGCCGAACAUGUUUUGCUUUGCAGUUGUCACCGUGGCAGGUUAUAGACACCCUUCAUAGUUUGUCAAUGGCUUUAAAGAUCAACUUUUUUCUCAAGUACUUUCUUGUGUCACUGCAGUCGCAUGACUUAAAAAUCAACUGUUCUUGUGGCCAUAUUCGUAGACUUUGAAACCCCUUCAUUUGAAAGAGGUGCUUGUGUAUGCCGACACUGUAAAAUAUUUGCUUUUCAACUAGUGAUUAUUUCUGAAUUGGUUUCCUCUGAAUUCUUUUAGGUGUGUAGUUGGUGAUUAGUUUUGGUGCUUGAGUCAUUCGGUGGAUAUUCUCACAUCCUUGUUCAUUUUCAGCUUUUUAGUGAACUUUAAAUAAAAGGUUUGAUAUUUUUUUCAAACCAUCACAAACGAAUAGCACAAUCAGAAAGUUAGAUCAUCUGUGUACCGAGAUGAAUUACAGAUGUGUUGAGAUGUUAUUAGACAGAUGUUGCAUUUACACUGUGUGCACUCGAUUACAGAUUUUAGAGACAUCUUAGUUCUGUUGAUAUCUUAUGGCAUGUCUACAUGUCAUCUUAGCACUACUUUUAUUUUAUUUUUUACUAGCUCCCGUCAGUUACAAUAACUUAUUUUUACAUGACAAACCAAUUUUCGGCC
Messenger RNA from Cololabis saira (Pacific saury), 4902 nucleotides. RefSeq names its product SHC (Src homology 2 domain containing) transforming protein 3 (gene shc3). Bases 1703 to 3730 code for a protein of 675 amino acids. Gene Ontology annotation, cellular component: plasma membrane. The transcript has 12 exons. Gene Ontology annotation, biological process: intracellular signal transduction; cell surface receptor protein tyrosine kinase signaling pathway. Lineage: Eukaryota; Metazoa; Chordata; Actinopteri; Beloniformes; Belonidae. The record is from RefSeq and is a predicted model, not a curated record. Gene Ontology annotation, molecular function: receptor tyrosine kinase binding.